Marasmius oreades (fairy-ring Marasmius) is the source of this 2196-nucleotide messenger RNA. RefSeq lists its product as uncharacterized. Bases 1 to 2196 code for a protein of 731 amino acids. Gene Ontology annotation, biological process: mRNA destabilization. Gene Ontology annotation, cellular component: cytoplasm. The record is from RefSeq and is a predicted model, not a curated record. Gene Ontology annotation, molecular function: N6-methyladenosine-containing RNA reader activity; mRNA binding. Lineage: Eukaryota; Fungi; Basidiomycota; Agaricomycetes; Agaricales; Marasmiaceae. The transcript has 7 exons.
AUGACCUCUCAAACGAACCAACAGCUACCAUCCACGCAGGACUCUCCUCCCAAUUCCAGCGGUGUUAGGCGACAUCACACUAUCAGUGCGGCAUCUAGGUCUGCACGAUCAGGUGCUCGAGAAGCCAUAUCGGAGGAAGUUCAAAAUCAGGAGCUCUGGAACGAUGAUGAAGUUGUAGGAGAUGAUUGGGUUGGAGGUGUUGGUGCAGUCGGCGAAAAAAGUUCACUUCACAGACAGAGCUCGCUUCCGACACGAUAUCAUCGCGCAUUCCAUGGCUCUGGAACGAAAUCAGGAACUCUGACUCCCAAGACUAUGAACAGCUUGACCGCAAUCGCAGGGCACGAAGGUGAUGAAGACGAAUGGGAACGUGAGAUCGGUGGAUAUGCUGUUCACGACGAUGAGCAAGCUCAGGCUACACCAGAUCCCAAUAUCGACAACUUCCAAGAAGUGCCUGAUGACUCUUCACCUCCACCAGCCACAUCUGGCGUCCGACGCCACGUUUCGAUGGGUGCAGGCACGACUCGUUCCAAACUUGGUGGUCUUAAGCGGUCUGGUACCCUUCAGACGCCAGUUCAUCACGCUUCCAGUGCAGCGGAUCAAAGUGCAGUAGCAGGAACAACCCAGGCUGAAGAAGAGCAAUACGAGUAUACCUACGGAGAAGACCCUUACGAUGCGUAUGAGCAAUACGGUGGCCCAACAAGUCCGGUCGGAAGAUCCUCUCCUUGGGCCACAGCCUCUGGGAAUACCGGUGGUACCGGAGGUGACUGGCGUGCCCCUGGUGCAUCAGGACUUGGUCCUGGAGGAGGAAAUGGCGGGGCAGCUAUUGAUGAUGUCCAGCGAGCGUUAUUCUCUCUCGAUAUCAACAACAGUGGAGCAGGGCCGACUUAUAAUGGCCCAUACGGACAGAGUGCGCAUCCGCCACGAUUCAAUAACAAUACACAGACACAAGCUGGGACUGGUAUGCGAGGUGGUAGUGGACCAGCUGGCAGUGGAAAUGGAAAUGGAAGAUCUGCCCCCGAUUUCGACGGGCGUAAAACCCCCUUGCAGGCCGGACCGUGGGAUCAAAACAAAGAGAGAUCGCUGCAGGGACGAGUAUCGAAUCCCAAUCUACAGUACUCGUAUCAUCAAAAGUCACCCUCUGGAGGCAGUACUGGUGGUGGAUUCGCCGGCAAUGGCGGGGACAAAAUCCCGGACGUUCCACCGAUACCUGCCCAGUACCUUCAACAGAGAGGCGCUGGUGCUGGCAAUAACCUUGGAGGCCAGGAAAGUGAGGGCAAAAAUUUCGGUCCGGUCGAUGUACCGGCUUUGAUUGCUAGCAAAGGUUAUAACCCUGCGCACUUUGAUAUCAAGCCACCUUAUGCUCGCUACUUCGUGAUUAAAUCGUACACGGAAGACGAUGUGCACAAAUCGCUCAAGUACGAGAUCUGGAGUUCCACGGAUCCAGGAAACAAGCGUCUCGACAAGGCAUUCAAAGAAUGCGCCGGAAGGGGCCCGAUAUAUCUGUUCUUCAGUGUGAACGCCAGUGGUCAUUUCUGUGGUAUGGCCGAGAUGUUGACACCAGUCGACCAUACGCGUAGUAGCACUGUUUGGGCGUCGGACAAAUGGAAGGGUGUGUUCAAAGUACGAUGGAUCUUCGUCCGAGACAUUCCCAACGUACAUUUGAGGCACAUCAAGCUGAACAACACUCAAGAACGGAAGCCGGUCACUCAGUCGCGGGACACUCAGGAACUCCUUCCCGAUGCUGGUCAAGAGAUGCUCAGGAUCUUCCACACGCAUCCGGCCAGAACGUCCUUGUUGCAAGACUUUGCCUUCUACGAGUUGCAAUCGAUGCAGAAAGUUCAAGCCCAGUCUGGCGCGUCUUCUCCUACUGGAUCUUUCUCCCCACAACUCCAAAAUAUGGCGCCUGUUCAACCGCAGGGCGGAAACUCAGGCGGCCAAUCUCCUCAGCCUCAAAACAUGUUCCCCAACCCCAACAUGAUGGCCUACCAGAUGCCUCAGAUGACGUUGAUGCAAAUGCAGAUGAUGGGAAUGAUGGGAGGCAUGGGUAUGGGUAAUGUGGGUGCUCCAGGCAUGGGUGGCGGAUACGCAAUGCAGCAGAGCGUUAUGCGGAAUCCUAGUGGAAACCAGACGCAGCAAGGACAAGGACAAGGACAGCAGCAGCAGCAAAGCGGACAGCAAGGAUUCAGCGGGUUUUAA